Puma concolor (puma) is the source of this 1989-nucleotide messenger RNA. It is a transcript of the gene ECD, whose product is annotated as ecdysoneless cell cycle regulator. Gene Ontology annotation, cellular component: nucleus. The record is from RefSeq and is a predicted model, not a curated record. Lineage: Eukaryota; Metazoa; Chordata; Mammalia; Carnivora; Felidae.
AUGGAAGAAAAUAUGAAGCUUGCUACAGUGGAAGACACUGUGGAGUAUCACCUAUUCCUGAUACCAGAUGAACCAAGAGACCCAGAAAAACACAAAGAGAUUCUUCAAAAGUAUAUUGAGAAGAUAAUGACCCACUUUGCACCUAUGCUGGUCCCCUAUAUCUGGCAGAAUCAGCCUUUCAAUCUCAAAUAUAAACCUGGAAAAGGAGAUGUUCCUGCUCAUAUGUUUGGCAUGACAAAGUUUGGGGAUAACAUUGAGGAUGAAUGGUUUAUUGUUUAUGUAGUAAAGCAAAUUACAAAGGAAUUUCCAGAGUUAGUAGCAAGGAUUGAAGACAAUGAUGGUGAAUUCUUGUUAAUAGAAGCUGCUGACUUUCUCCCUAAAUGGUUGGAUCCUGAUAAUAGUGCCAAUAGAGUAUUUUUCCACCAGGGAGAGCUGUGCAUUAUUCCUGCACCAAGGAAACCUGGAGCAGUAUCCUGGUUACCCUCCACACCCCCUACAAUCCCACAAGCUUUGAAUAUAAUCUCAACACACCCAGAAAAAAUUUUGGCUUCAGAUUCUAUACAAGCUGCUGUGAAUAGGCGCAUUAGAGGAUACCCAGAAAAAAUUCAAGCCUCCCUUCAUCGAGCACACUGCUUCCUUCCAGCUGGUAUUGUAGCGGUGUUAAAGCAGCGCCCCAGAUUGGUGGCUGCAGGAGUCCAAGCAUUUUACCUACGGGACCCUAUUGACCUGCGAGCCUGUCGUAUUUUCAAGACUUUCUUGCCUGAAACACGAAUAAUGGCAUCGGUCACUUUCACUAAAUGUCUAUAUGCACAGUUGGUGCAACAAAGGUUUGUGCCAGACCGGCGGAGUGGAUACAAGAUGCCUCCUCCAUCUCAUCCCCAAUACCGAGCCCAUGAAUUGGGCAUGAAGUUGGCUCAUGGAUUUGAAAUCUUAUGCUCCAAAUGUAGCCCACAUUUUUCUGACUCCAAGAAAUCCCUCAUGACUACCUCACCACUCUGGGCUGGCUUCCUUGAAAGUCUGAAAAAGAAUGAUUACUUUAAGGGUCUGAUAGAAGGUUCUGCUCAGUACCAGGCAAGGCUAGAAAUGGCAAAGAACUACUUCCAACUCUCAGUAAACCGGCCAGAAAGCUCUCUUGCUCUGAGCCCAGGUGAAGAAAUCUUAACCUUAUUACAGACCACACCAUUUGAUAUAGAAGAGCUUAAGAAGGAAGAAGCUAAUCUUCCCCCAGAAGAUGAUGACCAGUGGUUAGAUCUCUCACCAGAUCAGCUGGACCAGCUACUGCAGGAAGCUGCUGGCAAAAAAGAAGCAGAGCCCAUUUCCAAGAAGGAGGAACAGAACUAUGACUUGACUCAAGUCUCAGAGAGCAUGAAAGCUUUCAUAUCUAAAGUCUCAACCCACAAAGGAGCAGAGCUGCCUCGAGAACCUUCUGAGACUCCAAUCACUUUUGAUGCAGAUUCUUUUCUUAAUUAUUUUGACAAGAUUUUAGGGCCAAGACCUCAUGAAUCAGAUUCUGAUGAUCUGGAUGAAGAAGACUUUGAAUGUUUAGACAGUGAUGAUGACUUGGAUCUUAAAACACAGGGGACUGGGGAAGAAGCAUCUUUAAAAGGAACUCUUAAUGAUCUCAAGUCAUACAUGGCCCAGAUGGACCAGGAAUUGGCAAAUACCAGCAUUGGCAAAAGUUUCACCACCCAGAAGCAAAUGGAACCUCUCUCCCAGACUACCAGUAAUAAUUCAGAUGAGGAAGAUUCUGGUGCAGGAGGAUCUGUUAUGACACCAGUGGACGUAGACCUGAACCUGGUUUCCAACAUACUGGAAUCCUAUAGUUCCCAAGCUGGCCUGGCAGGACCUGCGUCCAACCUUUUACAAAGCAUGGGAGUACAGCUGCCUGAUAACACCAAUCACAGACCCACAAGUAAGCCGAUGCAAGAUUAACCAGCACAUCUCACCUCUUUUUUCUUCUUAAAUAAAUAUUGAGUCUGAUUGUGCUCA